AUGUCAAUAGUUCAUGUACCUAAUACGAGGGAUUACUGGGGAGAAGUUACUGGUACUCAUCUGAUCAAGACAACAAUGACAGUGAAUCAGUAUGAGCAAAUACGUAAGUUUCUUCACUUCAAUGACAACAGUGCAAUGAUACCCAGGGGUGAAAAAGGUCAUGAUAGACUCUUCAAGAUAAGACCCAUAAUAGAAUUGAUGAGAUCUCGGUUUCGAACAAUACCUGUUGAGGAGUGUGUUUCUGUUGAUGAACAGAUAUGUUCAACAAAGGCUAGAAGUUAUUUGAAACAAUACAUGCCAAACAAGCCUCAUAAAUAUGGAUACAAAUUAUUUGUUAUUAGUGGCAUAUCUGGUUAUGCCUACGAUUUUGAGAUUUUCACUGGAGAUGAAAAUGAACCAGAAAAAAGAGUGACUGGGGAGGAAGACUUGGGAGCAAGUGCAAAUGUUGUAGUUCGACUCAGUAGGAUACUACCAAGAAAUAUGAACCACAAACUGUACUGUGACAAUUAUUACACAAGUCUGCCACUGCUUGUAUGGUUACAUAAACAAGGAAUUUACUCACUUGGGACAGUCAGAAGAAACAGAGUGCCAGACUGCAAGCUCCCUUCAGAAGCUGAGCUGAAGAAAAUGGCACGAGGUGCAUCAGUAGAGUGCAUCGCAACAGUGGAUGGUGUCGACAUAUCAAAUGUAGUGUGGAAAGAUAACAAGAGUGUGAUGUUGCUUUCUACACUUGCUGGAAAGCAGCCUAUUCAUGAAGCAGGGAGGUAUGACAAAAAAACAAAGUCAAGAAUAACAAUACCUUGUCCACAAAUAAUUAAGCUCUACAAUAAACAUAUGGGAGGUGUUGACCUUCUUGACAGCAUAAUGGGUCGACAUAAAAUUCUUGUGAAAAGUCGAAAAUGGUAUAUAAGAUUGUUUUACCAUCUCCUGGACAUGGGAAUAGUCAAUUCCUGGCUGUUGUAUAGGAGAGUAGCAGAAACCAAAGGGAUUAGGAGAACUAUGAAACUCUCCGAAUUUCGAAUGGAAAUUGCUCACUGUUUGUGUCGCUCAGGUCAAACUUCAGCAAAACGUGGAAGGCCAAGUAAUGAACUCGAAAACCAAAUACAAGCUAAGAAGACAAAGGGGCCCACAGCACAUGUACCUCCACAAGAUGUAAGGCUGGAUCAAGUAGGUCACCUGCCUUCAUACUUGCAAGUGAGACAGAGGUGCAAAAUGCCAGGAUGCAAGGGAUUUUCCUGGGUUCAGUGUAAUAAAUGUGCAGUUGCAUUGUGUUUGCACAAACAAAAGAACUGUUUUCAAACUUUUCAUGUAAAGUGA
This is a messenger RNA of Schistocerca nitens (vagrant locust), 1317 nucleotides long. Its product is annotated as piggyBac transposable element-derived protein 2-like. The transcript has a single exon. The coding region runs from base 1 to 1317 and encodes 438 amino acids. The record is from RefSeq and is a predicted model, not a curated record. Lineage: Eukaryota; Metazoa; Arthropoda; Insecta; Orthoptera; Acrididae.